Messenger RNA from Etheostoma cragini (Arkansas darter), 2546 nucleotides. RefSeq lists its product as uncharacterized. Bases 131 to 1696 code for a protein of 521 amino acids. The transcript is spliced from 11 exons. NCBI's taxonomy places the organism in Eukaryota, Metazoa, Chordata, Actinopteri, Perciformes, Percidae. The record is from RefSeq and is a predicted model, not a curated record.
CCUACCAUCGCCAUAAAUAAAAGAAGGGAGCCAAUGCGCAUGCGCGCUCUGCAGAGGACAUCGUUAUCCUCUUGCCCCCGUUCAAAUAAACCUCACAAAUAUUCAACGGUGGAUUUAUUCUUCACACAGCAUGCAGGUGAAGAUGUCCUUCCGUGUCCUGCUCACUGCCCUUUGUGCAUUUCCUCUUGCUAUGGGUUGGGUUGUACUGGGUGAAAGAGAAGAAGCCCAGAUGGUGUGUGCCGGGAGAGAAUUUCGUCUGCCGGUGUACUCAACAUCCAGAACAGUGACUUUUACACCAAACCUUGAGGGGCAGAGGCGGGUCCUGCUGGACAAAACCAUUGUAAAGGACCCGCGUUUUGAGUGGACUAGAGAUAAAAUGCUGGUCCUUAAAGAAGUCACUCAUGGUGAUCAGGGACUUUAUGCCAUUAAACUGUUCUCUGGAUUCACCUACGAGACUGUUCGUCUGACUGUUUCAGAGUGCAUAAAGUCCCACCACAGAAACUAUGGGGAUAAAUUUGAGCACAUCAUCCCUGAAAAUGGCUCUCUGCUGGAGUUUUCUCCUCGGGGUGCUCCACCUGAGGCAAUGCCAGUUGUGCUGUGGAACCGGACGGACCCUGAGACCAGCGAUGUGGGCCGGGGGCGGCUGCGGGGUGGGAAGGUCUGGGUGGCCGAAAGAGUGACGCAAGCGGACCAAGGCAACUACACUGUGAGAGACUGCAACGGGACGAUCCUGUCCCGCAGCACACUCACUGUCCACGGGCACUCCUUCAAUGUCACCCGCUUCACAAGGGAGUCUCUUAACCUGCCCCUGUUUCUUCCUGUCCCACAUGCCCACCUCAUUUUUACUCCCACACGCUACAAUGACAAAUCCCACUUCGGGCCUUUUGACCCCAAGCCCCCCCGUGGCCCUGUGCAGCUGAUCCGCGAGGGCCACAUAACGGACCACGACAUGCGCUACAGGGGCCUCAUCUCUCUGGGCAGGAACGGCACCAUUAAUGAGAUUGUUAUUGGGAGGUUGUCCUCAAGGCAUGAUGGGAUGUACGAAAUCAGAGAUGGGAAUGGCAACCUGGUAUCCUCCACCUGGUUGCAAGUGAUCGAAAAGGGAGGCAGAUGGCGAGCACUUCUCAAGACCAUUACGGUUCCUUCUGGCAUGUUUGUGUCAUUGGCUGGUUUCAUCCUGUUCAUGAGGCGAUACCCAAACUGCAGCCUGUCACACAUCAUCUCUGGCCUCAGAGCAAACCGCCCUCCACCAGCCAACCCUCCGAGGAUCAACAUCCAGGACUACAGCCACCCCAGCACACCGCCCUCAGGCUGCUACAGUCCCUCUCAGCAGCCUGAAACACCAAGAAAAUUGACCCCUAGAGCCAGUCCUACUCAUACUGGUUACAGUCCCGUUAUAGGAGCUGAGAACCAGGAAGCACACAGAUUGGCAGCUAGGAGCUCCCCUUGUCAUAAUUCAACUACUGAGCAGAACAUAGCUCACAACAAUGGGGAGGAGAGAAGGAUUUCCUUUUCAGUUCCCGGGUCUUCAGACUGCCUCCACUCCUCUGAAGACUGUGUUCAAUUCCAGAUCAAGAAAGAUGAAGAUAAAGAAAGGUGGAGCAAAUCACAAAGAUACUUUUCCACGCUGCCGCUAGACACGGACACCUCUGAAUCCUGCAGCGUGUACACGUCGGAGAAAUUGAACUUCUUAUAAAACGGAGAAUUGGAGCUGAAGGAAGAAGAGGAAACGUAAGGCAUGUAGACACUACAGUAAUGGAUUCUCGAGUGGAGGAAGCUGUUUUGGACAAGAAAGCCCUUACCUGUGCCUUUUUGCAUCUUUGCCUAGUUUUAACGGUUUGGUAUCAUGUUGCAUGUCAUUUUUUCGUGUAAUUUUCUGAAGCAUGAGUUGUAUAAGGCAAGGCAAGGAAAGUUUAUGUAUUUAAGCACAUUUUCACAACAAGGCAAUCCAAAGUGCGUUACAUAAAACAUUAAAAGGACAUUUAAAAGGACAUUUAAAAAAACAACUAAAACAGUUAGUAAUCAUUCCUGUCUCAAAUGACAUAUUGUUGACACUGUUGAUGUUGCUCCUGAAAUCUCCUGCUGUUACCUACCUCCAGACCCUCAGGACCAAUAUGAUCUGCACUGAAUUUGCUGAAUGUUGGUAUGAGUAUGUUUGUGAAAUGAUCGCUAGGGCUACAUAGAAAUGAGAGGUGUGAUACAAAGGUUUGCAAAUGGGAGUUAUUAAGUACUGUACAGUAAUAGAGAGUUAGUCGUUUUUUUCCAUCCAUCAUGUUAACCAUUCCUAACUGCAACAAUUAAUUCUCAUGUUAAAUGUCUGCUCUGCAGUUCAGUGAUUUUUUGCAAUGAUAUAGUGUAUUUACUAUUGAGAUUAUUGUAGUAAUAGCAUUGUGAACAUGUUCCACCAAAUAUUGCAAUAGCAUAUGAAUCUGGGACUUUUCUGUACAGGACAAUAUAAUAACACCAUACACCCUAAUAACCCUUGUGGUAUUUUUAGACUAUCAAAAUGUCAUCUCCUAAACAAUGAAAUAUACCUUCAACAUGCA